This is a messenger RNA of Passer montanus (Eurasian tree sparrow), 1174 nucleotides long. It is a transcript of the gene FRG1, whose product is annotated as FSHD region gene 1. Lineage: Eukaryota; Metazoa; Chordata; Aves; Passeriformes; Passeridae. Bases 50 to 820 code for a protein of 256 amino acids. The transcript is spliced from 9 exons. Gene Ontology annotation, molecular function: actin filament binding. Gene Ontology annotation, cellular component: catalytic step 2 spliceosome; nucleolus; striated muscle dense body. The record is from RefSeq and is a predicted model, not a curated record.
GGCCGGGGGCGGAGCCGCCUCGGUGCUCCCGCCCUUCCCGGAUCCCGACAUGGCGGAGUAUUCCUGCGUCAAAUCCACCAAGCUCGUCCUCAAAGGGUCGAAAGAGAAGAGCAAGAAGAAGCACAAGGAAAAGAAAAGGAAAAGGGAAGAGGAUGCGGCAGAGCAGCUCGAUAUUGUUGGAAACUGGUGGGCUGUCAGUAAUUUUGGUGAAAUUACAGGAACCAUAGCUAUAGAAAUGGAUAAAGGAGCUUACAUCCAUGCCCUCGACAAUGGCUUGUUUACACUUGGAGCACCACAUAAAGGUGAUGAAGGCCCUAGUCCUCCUGAGCAGUUUACAGCAGUAAAGUUAUCUGAUACAAGGAUUGCUCUCAAGUCUGGUUAUGGCAAAUACCUUGGUAUAAAUUCAGACGGGCUUGUUGUUGGACGUUCCGAUGCAAUAGGAUCAAGAGAGCAGUGGGAACCUGUCUUCCAAGAUAGGAAAAUGGCAUUACUAGCAGCAAACAGCCGUUUUAUUAGGUGUAAUGAAGAGGGGGACAUAGAAGCCAAAAGCAAAACUGCAGGGGAAGAAGAAAUGAUAAAGAUUCGUACUUGUGCUGAAAGAGAAGCUAAGAAGAAAGAUGAUGUUCCACAAGAAGACAAAGGAAACGUUAAACAGUGUGAAAUCAAUUACGUGAAGAAGUUCCAAAGUUUUCAAGACAAAAAGCUUAAAAUAAGCAAAGAAGAUACAAAAGCCCUUAGAAAAGCCAGAAAAGAAGGCACUUUUCAUGAAAUGCUGCUUGACAGGAGAGCUAAAGUGAAGGCAGAUAGAUACUGCAAGUGACAUCCAGCUGGCCCAUUUUCUUCUGCAACUUUGAUGGCAGCGUCAAAUUGAAGAAGGUAAAAUAUUUUAUAGAUGGUUUUUUAUUUAAGGCAUUUUUUAAGUAUCUUCAGGAACUGUAUUAAAAUUUUCUCAAAUAUUAAUAACCCAUUUAUCACUUGUGAAUACUUGGCUUGUAUUAAGGGAACAGCUCCAGCAAAAAUUAAAGGUAUAUAAAUUAACAAUGGUAAGCUAUUUGCCAUGUAGCUUAAGCCCUAGGAGACAGACUGUACACUGAUUUAGUCCAGAGAGAAAGCUCCCUGGCUUUUAGUUUCCUUUAGGACAAAAUUUAGAAAUAAAUAAAUGAUUGUAUGCAAA